AUGUUUGCCUCGAUUUCACUUCUUUCUCUCUCUCUUACUCUUAUCUCAGGCAGCUAUGCAUCUCCUGAAGGUAUUUGUAAUGGGGCUUCUGAAACACUUGGCUCACCUAUUACCCUUGUUACUGUUCUGCCAACUAAGGUCAUUUCAUCGCCACCUGAUGCCCAAUGCCCAGUAACUUAUACCACAAUUGUCUCCAGUCUGGGUUCUGACGCCGCUGGCACUCCUACUGGUUUUUCCGAUCAUACGUAUACCAUGACCUUCAACUGCCAAGGGUCAGAGAAUUCCCCAUGCUCCGUGCCUUGGAGCCCUGAGGUUUGCCCCCCAGGGUUCAUGAUAACUACAACGGUCUGCAAGAAGUGCGCCGGGGGGGCAGUCACGUACACCCUGACCGUACCCGAGCAGGCAGCCAUCACAGGGCAGCCGUCCAAAGGCUCGCAAGGUUCCGAGAAUUCUCCAUCUCCAGGAGAGAGUGGAAAGCCCAGCAGCGCUGAAGCUCAGGCUACAGAGGCGGUUGGAAGUAAUCCUUCGGGUCCGAAUGCCAAAGGUGGAGAGGGUGGCGGCAACGCAAGUGGAUCUGGUCAAUCGAGCCCCAGCAAAGCUACCGUGACUUCAGGGAGUUUGUCUGUCAAUGGUCACGUUACGAGACUGGUCCAGGUCUUGAUUCUUACCACGGUCUUCAUGGGUACCAUGAUGUGA
Fusarium verticillioides 7600 is the source of this 696-nucleotide messenger RNA. RefSeq lists its product as hypothetical. The coding region runs from base 1 to 696 and encodes 231 amino acids. The record is from RefSeq and is a predicted model, not a curated record. Lineage: Eukaryota; Fungi; Ascomycota; Sordariomycetes; Hypocreales; Nectriaceae. The transcript has a single exon.